UAAGAUACCAAGAAAUGGGAAAGUUUCCGACCUACCAGGGAACUAUUGAAGUAAGGAAUGUUGUUCACUGUUCUUCUGAAGAUGCUGAGUUCCCUGGAACCAACAUAGUCAAUAAACUCCUCAACAAGGCUUGGAGAUGCAGCCGUAAGGAGGCUGGAACUGGCCGAGCGAGUAUUACCCUUGAGCUGGACUCCCCAACAUAUAUUCAGAGGAUAGAAAUAGUUAACGCCGGUUCUGCGUUUGUGCAGGUUGACGGUAUGAUAAGUGAUGGGAAAAUUCCAAUUCCUCUACUUCCGAUGAGAAUGAUAAUGUCUGAACAAGAAUGUAAAAGCAGUAGUGUUCCUGUUGAUUACACCUCUAGCCAUGUGUUCAAGAGAUCAGAUUUUGCAGACGACUCCUUCAGAAGGUUCAAAUUCCUAGUGGUAACGGUGAUGCAGCCAUUCAGGCUGGGAUACCCCUUCGGUAUUGAAAGUCUUGUUGUAACUAAACCGUGUUACGCUGACAAGAUACAGAAACAAACUCCUGGACUUUCUGACCCAAACAAAGUAAAGGAGAUAGAAUUCUCGUUUAUGAAGCAGUCUCCUAAGAAGCAACCCCAAGAUGAAAUGGGCUGGAGUCUCAAUGAUGCGGUGAACGAUGAAAACUUUGAGAUGAAAAAGUCGGCUCCAAUGAACCGGCUAGGAAUGAAAACUAAAGAACCGUUAAAUGUCCCGAAACGGAACAAUUACUUCGCGUCUUUGAACGAACAACAUGGGUUUGUUUACAAAAGUCCUCGAGCGAGUAGAAAAACUAGUUCCAGUACGACGCCAAAGUCAACUGAAAGCGAAGUUACUAAAGAUGAAGACAAGGAAAACAAAUCGGUCGACAAAUCAAAAUCUUUUACUAAAGAUAAACUUAAAGAGACAACCCCUUCAAGAAAAAGAAAAAAAAGUAAGCUGCAAAUAAUUGAAUCAUCGGACUCAACGAUUGGAAAGAAAAGGAACUUGAACCAAAAAACGAAAAACGUUAACAGCGAUGAGGACAACCUCCCAGAGUUCAGCCUCACCGUACACUCCGACCAAGAAACCGACACCACUUCACCUCGACCGUCCACCUCCCCAUCUCGACGCUCCACCUCCCCAUCUCGACCCUCCACCUCCCCAUCUCGACCCUCCACCUCCCCAUCUCGACCCUCCACCUCCCCAUCUCGACCCUCCACCUCCCCAUCUCGACCCUCCACCUCUAAAUCACCCUCCAGAUCUCCCAGAUUCCUGUCAGUAUCACCAGGACGAUGUAGUUUCACCAAAUCCCCCGACUUGUCACUAUAUCAACGUAACUUAACAGAGAUCUCACCAGGGUCUGGGAAGAACAAAAUGAGGACUCCCAAAAGGGCGAAUGCUCAGCCAUCUCCCAAAAGGGCAAAUGCUCAGCCAUCUUGGAUUGACAGUUCCUUUGGUGCCAAAGGCAAUGCAAAAACGCCGUCCAAUUCUGGAAAAUCUCCCACCUCUACCACCAAAAACAAAACUACACCAAAUUCUAGGCGUGGAAAAACUCUAGACAAAUCCCCUUCGAGUUCAAAGUAUGGUGGAAAAAGCACCUCAACAUCUAAAUGGAACUCCACUGAAUCCGCACUGUGCCCGAAAUUUAUCACAAUCCCAGACAUAAACGAUGCAAGGAGUUCCCCUAAUAGAAGCAGAAAAUUAUCCGAUAGUUUGAUGAUAAUCGACGAAAGAUCUCCUGGAAGUAGUAGAACUCCUGGAACUUCAAGGAAGUAUUCAAAAGAUAAGAACGCUAGGGUCAGUGUUAGACGGCAUCAUGACGACGAUGUUUUGAUUUGUAAGCCUCUUUCCUCAACCACCACUGCUAGGAAUACUUUAGAGAGUCUUGAUAAGGUGAAGGAUGUAGAGUUGGUUAGUUGCCCUAUAUGUGCAGAUUCUUUCUUGCCAAAUGUAAUUGAGAAUCAUGCUAAUAAUUGCAUUGACUCCUUCAACAAUUUAGGUUAAAGAAGUGUAGUACUGAAACUCUCCUAGGUACAGAUGGGGUACUAACUUUGUUUUUUAAUUUAUUGUUGAUAUUCAGUGUGUCCCCAAGGUGCCCGAAAUGCCGUAUUUCAGAAAACAAUGCAUCUCAGAAUGUUUUAUUCUAGUUUUUAUUGAUCGAUUAUAAUAAGUGGACUAAUUUGUUUUUAGCGUUCAAUAUAUUAAACUUUAUUUAUAUUAAUUUUACUAUUAAUUUUGCUGUUGUGAAUAACAAUGUAAUGACGUGCUAUUAAUUUUAUUAAAUUUUAAUAUAAGCAUUUU
This is a messenger RNA of Bolinopsis microptera, 2279 nucleotides long. RefSeq names its product muscle M-line assembly protein unc-89-like. Bases 15 to 1982 code for a protein of 655 amino acids. The transcript has 9 exons. Gene Ontology annotation, cellular component: nucleus. The record is from RefSeq and is a predicted model, not a curated record. NCBI's taxonomy places the organism in Eukaryota, Metazoa, Ctenophora, Tentaculata, Lobata, Bolinopsidae. Gene Ontology annotation, biological process: single strand break repair. Gene Ontology annotation, molecular function: damaged DNA binding.